CCCUCCAUAUCAUGUGAUUCAGGUGUUCCAAUCCCCUCCAUAUCAUGUGAUUCAGGUGCUCCAAUCCCCUCCAAUCAUGUGAUUCCGGUGUUCCAAUCCCCUCCAUAUCAUGUGAUUCAGGUGUUCCAAUCCCCUCCAUAUCAUGUGAUUCAGGUGUUCCAAUCCCCUCCGUAUCAUGUGAUUCAGAUGUUCCAAUCCCCUCCCAAUCAUGUGAUUCAGGUGUUCCAAUCCCCUCCCAACCAUGUGAUUCAGGUGUUCCAAUCCCCUCCAUAUCAUGUGAUUCAGGUGUUCCAAUCCCCUCCAUAUCAUGUGAUUCAGGUGUUCCAAUCCCCUCCGUAUCAUGUGAUUCAGAUGUUCCAAUCCCCUUCCCAUCAUGUGAUUCAGGUGUUCCAAUCCCCUCCCAACCAUGUGAUUCAGGUGUUCCAAUCCCCUCCAUAUCAUGUGAUACAGGUGUUCCAAUCCCCUCCAUAUCAUGUGAUUCAGGUGUUCCAAUCCCCUCCGUAUCAAGUGAUUCAGGUGUUCCAAUGCCCUCCCAAUCAU
Staurois parvus is the source of this 540-nucleotide messenger RNA. The record is from the annotation of a GenBank genome assembly. Lineage: Eukaryota; Metazoa; Chordata; Amphibia; Anura; Ranidae.